GUCAUGAGAAGCGCGCUCCCCUUGCUCCUUUUCUCCCUGGUUGCCCUUUGCGGGCGAGGGGACUGCCGCGUGGCCAACGCGGAGGAGAAGCUCAUGGAUGACCUCCUGAACAAAACCCGCUACAACAACCUGAUCCGCCCAGCCACCAGUUCCUCAGAGCUCAUCUCCAUCCAGCUGCAGCUCUCCCUGGCCCAGCUCAUCAGUGUGAAUGAGCGAGAACAGAUCAUGACCACCAACGUCUGGCUGAAACAGGAAUGGACAGACUACCGCCUGGCCUGGAACAGCUCCCGCUAUGAGGGUGUGAACAUCCUGAGGAUUCCCGCAAAGCGCAUCUGGCUGCCUGACAUCGUGCUUUACAACAAUGCCGACGGUACCUACGAGGUGUCUCUCUAUACCAAUGUGGUGGUCCGCUCCAAUGGCAGCAUCAUGUGGCUGCCCCCUGCCAUCUACAAGAGUGCCUGCAAGAUCGAGGUGAAGCACUUCCCCUUUGACCAGCAGAACUGCACCCUCAAGUUCCGUUCUUGGACCUACGACCACACGGAGAUCGACAUGGUCCUCAAGUCGCCCACGGCCAGCAUGGAUGACUUCACCCCCAGUGGUGAAUGGGACAUAGUUGCCCUCCCUGGGCGAAGGACGGUGAACCCGCAGGACCCCAGCUACGUGGACGUGACUUACGACUUCAUCAUCAAGCGCAAGCCGCUCUUCUACACCAUCAACCUCAUCAUCCCCUGCGUGCUCAUCACCUCCCUGGCCAUUCUCGUCUUCUACCUGCCCUCCGACUGUGGCGAGAAGAUGACGCUGUGCAUCUCUGUGCUUCUGGCACUCACCGUCUUCCUGCUGCUCAUCUCCAAGAUCGUGCCGCCCACCUCCCUCGACGUGCCGCUCAUCGGCAAAUACCUCAUGUUCACCAUGGUGCUGGUUACCUUCUCCAUCGUCACCAGCGUCUGUGUGCUCAACGUGCACCACCGCUCACCCAGCACGCACACCAUGGCACCCUGGGUCAAGCGCUGCUUCCUACAUAAGCUGCCCACUUUCCUUUUCAUGAAGCGCCCUGACAGCAGCCCCUCCAGGGCCCCCCAGCCCAGCCAGGCUCACCUGACCAAGUCCAAGGCCACCACCACUGCCUUGGCCAUGGGCCCCGCCAGCUCCUCCAACCUCUACGGGAACUCCAUGUACUUUGUGAACCCUGCCUCUGCAGCUCCCAAGUCUCCAGCCGGCUCUGACUCAGCGGGUAUCCCCAGGGAUUUCCGGCUGAGGUCUUCUGGGAGGUUCAAGCAGGAUGUGCAGGAGGCUUUAGAGGGUGUCAGCUUCAUUGCCCAGCACAUGAAGAGUGAUGAUCAGGACCAGAGUGUCAUUGAGGACUGGAAGUACGUGGCCAUGGUGGUGGACCGGCUGUUCCUGUGGGUGUUCGUGGUUGUGUGUGUGCUCGGCACCGUGGGGCUCUUCCUACCUCCCCUCUUCCAGACCCACACACCUUCUGAAGGGCCCUAG
Balaenoptera musculus (blue whale) is the source of this 1491-nucleotide messenger RNA. RefSeq names its product cholinergic receptor nicotinic beta 4 subunit (gene CHRNB4). The record is from RefSeq and is a predicted model, not a curated record. Lineage: Eukaryota; Metazoa; Chordata; Mammalia; Artiodactyla; Balaenopteridae. Gene Ontology annotation, biological process: signal transduction; regulation of membrane potential; monoatomic ion transmembrane transport. Gene Ontology annotation, molecular function: transmembrane signaling receptor activity; acetylcholine-gated monoatomic cation-selective channel activity. Gene Ontology annotation, cellular component: neuron projection; postsynaptic membrane; synapse. The transcript has 6 exons. Bases 4 to 1491 code for a protein of 495 amino acids.